Messenger RNA from Candida tropicalis MYA-3404, 396 nucleotides. RefSeq names its product halotolerance protein HAL2. The transcript has a single exon. Gene Ontology annotation, molecular function: 3'(2'),5'-bisphosphate nucleotidase activity. The coding region runs from base 1 to 396 and encodes 131 amino acids. The record is from RefSeq and is a predicted model, not a curated record. Gene Ontology annotation, biological process: sulfate assimilation. Lineage: Eukaryota; Fungi; Ascomycota; Pichiomycetes; Serinales; Debaryomycetaceae.
AUGUUUUUCAAUACCAGUGUUGGUCCAUACUAUGCGCCAUUGUUCAAUUCUGGCUUCACCCCACUUGCUGAGCAAAAGAGAAUCAACAAGAAGGCACACCGAGAUCCAAAGGAAUUGAAAGUCGUCGAAGGUGUUGAAAAGGAACACGCAUCUCAUUCCACACAAGCCCAGAUCAAGGUUAAGCUAGAAUUUGAUCUGGAAACUGUUGCUCGUCAAACAAUCAACCUUGACUCACUGGUCAAAUACUGUGUGUUGGUUAGUGGGCAAGUCGGUGAUGUCACAGGUAGGGCGUUAGAUUUUGGAAAAGGUAGAACCUUUGACUCACAAGGUGUCAUUGCUGCCAACAAGGAAAUCUUCUCCAGCGUCAUAGAGGCAGUCAAGGCUGGAAUUAAUUAG